This is a messenger RNA of Larimichthys crocea (large yellow croaker), 2296 nucleotides long. Its product is annotated as regulator of G-protein signaling 20. The transcript is spliced from 5 exons. The record is from RefSeq and is a predicted model, not a curated record. The coding region runs from base 541 to 1206 and encodes 221 amino acids. Lineage: Eukaryota; Metazoa; Chordata; Actinopteri; Sciaenidae.
UUUUUUUUGGAGGCGGGUGAAUUUCAGCAUCCAGUGAGGAUGGAGCAUCUUUAUGUGGAUAUACCAGCAAGCAGAAAUAGUCCUCCUCAAAUCGUGCAUAUAAAAAAUGAUAACACGGCUGAUCAAGCCCGUGUAAAUAUGUGCAGAUCUGCUGCUUUAUUUUGUGCCACGGAGGAAAGAAUUCUGCUGACUGUGAAUUAUCAGCUCAUCUGAUCAAAUCAUUUCAUUAUGUUUCUAUAAAUGGCUGCAUGCUGCUCGCCUGCUUCAGGCUGCUUGUCUUGACUCGACCAUUAUGUGUGUGGGUAUAUGUGUGUAUGCGUGUGUGUGUGUGUGUGUGUGUGCAUCCUUCCGUGGAUGCGACUGAUGGAUGCGAUUGCUGCGGUCCAACAGUAACGCCUUGUCGCUAUCAUUACUGCUCAUCCCUCAUAGACACAGAGAGAGAAGGAGAGAGAAGGAGGAGAAGAAGAAGAAGAAGAAGGGCGGUUGUUGCUCAUCACAAUCUGGUUUUUGUUACAUUCAGCAUGAUCCAACAAACCGUCCAUGGGCUCAGAGCGGGUGGAGAUGCGUAAGAGACAGAUGCAGGUUCAUCAGGAAGCAGCUGCCAGUGUCCUCCAAGCGCGCCACAGAAUGGGAAACACCCCCACCAACGCCUCAAACGCCUGCUGCUUCUGCUGGUGCUGCUGCUGUAGCUGCUCCUGUUUGACUGUUAGGAGCGAGGAUGAGACAAUACAAAGGUCCACGUUUGAACGCAGGACUGAGGGAACCACUAACUGUGAAGAAAGUCUGAAGCCUACCCUAGAAGACGCUCGCUCUUGGCCGUCAUCAUUCGAAAGGGUGAUGAAAAGUGCAGCGGGUCGCAGCUGCUUCAGGCAGUUCCUGCGGACAGAGUUCAGCGAGGAGAACAUGAUGUUCUGGCUCGCCUGCGAGGAGCUUAAAAAGGAGACCAACAAGACUGUGGUGGAGGAGAAAGUCCGUCAAAUAUACGAGGACUUCAUAUCAAUCCUUUCCCCCAAAGAGGUCAGUUUGGAUUCUCACGUCCGAGACGUGAUAAACCGCAACAUGCUGGAGCCGACCUCGCACACGUUCGAGGAUGCUCAGCAGCAGAUCUACACGCUGAUGCAGAGAGACUCGUACCCGCGCUACAUGAACUCGACCGCGUACACGGAUCUGCUGAAGAGCCUGGAGGAGCCUCCCCCUGAGCCAUAGACUCUCCACUGCCACAACAACACUUAGCUUUUCAAAAUGGCGCAUGCGUCCCACCCGAAAGGAGUUUUUUCUGUUCCUGUUGGAGUCCUGCUAUUUAGAGAAAGACAGACAGGAAAAUGAACACUACUUAAAACCAGUCUUUAUCCAGCUGUAACUGCUGUUUAUUUACCCAUGAUUAGCUUACCAAAAUACUUGGAGCAAACAAGAACAAAUGCUAGAUCCAGCAUCCGUUACUUGUUCGAAAACAUAUCUAUAUUUUUAUAUAUUCCCUAGCGCUUGACAUUGCACUUUUCUACCUUGUUUAAUGAGGGAAAGCAUGUAUCUGUGAGCACUGCAUUUGUAUUUAGGUAUAUUGUGAGCCUUAAUGCAUAUCCAGUUCUUGUAGAAACUAGUAGGUUUUAUUUAACAGUAACUUAAGAAGAAGGAAAGUGCCUUGGAAUAAGAUCUUCUACACUAGCACCUUUGGUCUAACAUGAAUGGUGCAACAAUGACUUCAUAUGUUGGUGCUUUCAGCUCUUCUCAAAGAUACAAGUUUUUACAACUCAGUGAGCUGAUACCCGGAACUAGAUCUUGUCUGUGUGUUUCAAUACUGUGAUAUUAGUCAUAUUCUAUUUAAUUUAAACAAAAACAGGGAAAAAGAAACUGAAUACAUGACCAUGACCACUGAUAUAUUUGUGUAUUUAAAAAGGAAUUUGUGUGAAAUAGCUAUUUGAAUUCUCACAAAUUAAAUAAAGCACAAUGGUAUGUUGUUUUUUUUGCUCUUGAAUAUUCAUUCACGUGGUGUUAACAUACAUUAGAAACGCUCCAUGUGUGGAUUGCAUAUUAAGCUGCUUUAAUAUCAUAAGGUUCAUUUUUGCAUACGUGCUUUGAAAACACUUGAAGAUUUAAGUUACUAUUACGGCUUAACAGUUUGUUCAAUUAUUUAGUGUGCAAGAUGUCAAAACACUGGAAAAUGUUGAUCAGCUGUUACAAAAUCCCAGUUUGAUAUCUUUUAAAAUCCAAAACACAGAAAGUAUUAGAUUUACAAUCAUUUAAAACAGACAAAAAAAAAAUCAGUAUAUACUCAAAUUUAAAAGCUGGAAGCAAUAAA